Molecule: messenger RNA, 1323 nt
Organism: Trichoderma aggressivum f. europaeum
Lineage: Eukaryota; Fungi; Ascomycota; Sordariomycetes; Hypocreales; Hypocreaceae
Exons: 4
Coding region: 1-1323 (440 amino acids)
Biological process (GO): proteolysis
Cellular component (GO): cytoplasm
Molecular function (GO): metalloaminopeptidase activity
Source: RefSeq, a predicted model, not a curated record
AUGGCAGCCCAAAUCCCCACUGAAGCUCUCAAGGAGCUGAAAGUGGCCGAAGGAACCCAGCCGGCUGGCCAAGCUGGGAACUCGGCCAACGGCCAUGCCGAAGACGCUCACGACGGAGAAGACUCCGAAGACGAGGCAGAAGAACCCUCCACCACCGGAGCCGCCAAGAAGAAGAAGAAGAGAAAGCCCAAGAAGAAGAAGAAGGCUCCCACCAGCCAGACCGAGCCUCCCCGGGUAAUGGUCAGCCAGCUGUUCCCUAACAAGACGUUUCCCAAGGGCGAGGAGGUCGAGUACCUGAACGAGAACGCCUACCGAACCACCAGCGAGGAGAAGCGCCACCUCGAUAACCUCAACAGCGAAUUCUUGGCCGACUACCGAGAGGCCGCCGAGGUGCACCGCCAAGUGCGACAGUAUGCGCAAAAGGUCAUCAAGCCCGGCCAGACCCUGACCGAGAUUGCCGAGACCAUUGAGGACAGUGUGCGUGCUCUCACGGGCCACCAGGGCCUGGAGGAGGGAGAUGCCCACAUCGCCGGUAUGGGCUUUCCCUGCGGUCUCAGCUUGAACCACUGUGCCGCCCACUACACUCCCAAUGCGGGCAACAAGAUGGUGCUGCAGCAGAACGACGUCAUGAAGGUGGACUUUGGCGUUCACGUCAACGGAAAGAUUGUCGACUCUGCGUUCACCAUGGCAUUUGAGCCCAAGUAUGAUCCCCUGCUCGCGGCAGUCAGGGCCGCCACCAACGCCGGUGUGCGCGAAGCAGGCAUUGAUGCUCGCGUCGGCGAGAUUGGUGGUGUCAUCCAGGAGGUCAUGGAGAGCUACGAGGUCGAGAUCGACGGCACGACGUACCCCGUCAAGAGUAUCCGCAACCUGACGGGACACACCAUCCUGCCGUACAGCAUUCACGGCACAAAGGCCGUGCCCAUUGUGAAGAGCAACGACCAGACCAAGAUGGAGGAGGGCGACGUGUUUGCCAUUGAGACAUUUGGCAGCACGGGCAACGGACACGUGCGUGAUGACGGCGAGGUGUCGCACUAUGCAAAGGUUGGCGAUGUGCAGCACGUCGACCUCCGCCUUAGUUCGGCCAAGGCGCUCCUCAAUGUGAUUAACAAGAACUUUGGAACGCUGCCCUUCUGCCGACGAUACCUCGACCGCCUCGGCCAGGAGAAGUACCUAUUGGGUCUCAAUAGCCUGGUGCAAAACGACAUUGUCGAGGCGUACCCGCCCUUGUGUGAUAAGAAGGGCUCGUACACCGCUCAGUAUGAGCACACUAUACUUAUCCGACCCACCGUGAAGGAGGUCAUCAGCCGCGGAGAAGACUACUAG